GUACAGCGGUGUCAUUUUAUGUAAGGUUAAUUGAGUUCAUUUUUAAGAAUGGCCGGUAUUUACUAAUGCCGUCCAAAAUGCAUCUGACUGUGUUACCCGCUAUGUAUGUAUGUCCUUGGAAAAAAGUUUGACUAACAUUUCUACAAGAAGAGGCAGGUACUAAGAUCUUUGUCUCCGUGUUCAAGCUGUAGGGCAGAAGUGUGGUGUGUGGAAAAUUGUACGGCGUGGGACUUCGUUGCAUCCUCGUUUUAGGAGGAUUGAAGAAGUGCUAAAUUAUCUCUUUUCUUAUGGCUCAGAUUGAGGAGGUCGACAGUGGAAUGGAAUCCUUAACAGCAAGUAGUAAAGACCUUACGCCAGAGAAGAUCCGAAGCGGUUCUGACGAUGAAGAUGAUUUGUCGGAUGAGGAUCUUGAUGAAACUUUGGCUGAACGAUUGAUGGGCCUAGGUGAAAUGUUUCCAGAGAGUGUUCGUAAUAUUACAUACUCUCUGGUCACUGGGACCUAUCAGGGAAUAAAAGGUCUUUACAGCUUUGGGCGAGUUGCAACGUGGCUGUUCUUCAGUUCCUCAGUAAUCCUGUUUGCUCCUGUUAUUUUUGAAGUUGAAAGAGCUCAAAUGCAAGAAAUGCAGCGUAGCCAACAAAAGCAGGUAUUACUUGGGCCAAACUCGGCUGUAUCAGGAACCAUGGGUUUAUUGCCACCAGUGCCACGAUAAUGAUAACCUAAUUGAACACUUCUGGGAAGACAUCAGUAACGAGGCAGUACAAUGAGCCACUGUGUCAACAAGACAGAAGUUGUUAAAUUUCUGUAGUAUCCCAAGUUGUACAUUUGCUUGAUGUAUAGUUUUUUACAUUACCGUGUUAAAAUUUUUUAUGUGUAACAACACGCACUGUCUCAUACUGAGAACUUUUGUAAAUUUAUUUCUUGGUAUGUUUGAUUGCGUGAUACCUGAAUUUGUUUUAUCAGUAUGUUAAUUUUUUUCUAAGAGCGUUACUCCUCAAUUUAUAAAGUGUUAGAACACUACAGACACAUGACUAUAUGGUCGAAUUUGUAGCAUAGCCAGUAAAAUUAAAAUAGUUGUAUUGAAACAUCUACGUUGGUUCUUGGCAUAUCGCAUCCAAGGUAGUUAAUGAAAUUGGUUGCCAGCGUUAUGGCAAAGGCAAUUUCCCAAUCAGCAUUUUACCUCACUUGGUAAUCCAAUUGCAGAAUAAAGUAAUUGCAGAGUGACUGAUCACACUGUAUGUUACUAAUAUAUAACCAAUCUAAAAUCAGCUUAAAAAAGUAAAUGUUUGGUGUAUCCAUGUAACAUUUUGUGUUAUUGUAUGCAUGUGAGUGUGUGUGUGCGCCAUAUCAUGAACUUUGAUGUCAGUAUGUCAGAUAAAUAUAAUUUACAAAAAAACUGGAGUGUUCUGGAAUUAACAGAAUGUUUUCAGAAACAACCUAAAAUAUUGUGUAACUUAAAAUCCCCACCAUGUAGAGAAAAUGUUAUUUCCUUAUCAAUAUUAUGUAAAUGAUAUAUUAGAUUACAUAAACAGAUGUCAUUAAACAUUCUGUUCACUUUGUACAAGUUAAUAAAACUGUUUCCAGUGUUGCAGUACAAUGGCCUAAAGUAACUAUGGUUGCAGUCAUGAUUAGGACAUUUUCUGUAAUUGUAAAACUUAAGUGAUGAGCUGUAUUUCAUUAAGCACUUGGCGAGAGCUUUACUCUGUCACUCACUUACUGUGGAAAUUUGUAGUAAUCUUUCAACAGAUAGAUAAAUACAGAAGUAUAAUCUUAAUGGAAUAUGAAAAAAUCCUUUGCUCAUGCAUGUGUUGAACAGUGUAGUGAAAGAAUUAGAAAGGAAUGUGUCAAAGUGACCAAAAGAAGUUUCAUGUUCCACUUAACAGAAAAGGUUGUCAUGGGUGAAAAGAAACUGCAUGCUGUUAUUACAUUGAAAUUACAUUUGUGUGAAUGAAUGGGUAGUAUCAGCAUAUUCCAUGUACAAUGAAGCAUUGAGAAUAACAUGAAACACUGAUAAUAACAUUUGAUUUUGAAAAUGAAAUAA
This is a messenger RNA of Schistocerca cancellata (South American locust), 2039 nucleotides long. It is a transcript of the gene mge, whose product is annotated as mitochondrial import receptor subunit TOM22 homolog. Gene Ontology annotation, cellular component: mitochondrial outer membrane. Bases 288 to 710 code for a protein of 140 amino acids. The record is from RefSeq and is a predicted model, not a curated record. NCBI's taxonomy places the organism in Eukaryota, Metazoa, Arthropoda, Insecta, Orthoptera, Acrididae. The transcript has 4 exons. Gene Ontology annotation, biological process: intracellular protein transport.